This is a messenger RNA of Arabis nemorensis, 702 nucleotides long. The record is from the annotation of a GenBank genome assembly. Lineage: Eukaryota; Viridiplantae; Streptophyta; Magnoliopsida; Brassicales; Brassicaceae.
AUGGUUUCAACAGAGCCAAGUAUGGUGAUAAAGGGAAUCAAGGGGAGAAGCAGAAAGGUAAGAGACCGGUGUCAGAGUCUCGAGAAAGCUCUGAUAGAAAUGGCAUAUCCCGGGAUGAACAAGGCUAUCGAUACUAGGCCAAUAACCGGGCAGUUGGCGAUGUCAGAAGGCAGUACCGAGCUCAGCCUCAUGGUUGUCGACGCGGUCAGCAGUAACGUACAACCCUCCAACCGAGGCGAUGGGACGGUUCUGGAUGUGACCGGAUUGGAGGUUCGUAAUGAACUUUCUCAUGAACCUGCGUUGGAGUAUGGGAAAAAUGUACGCAAGGCUCUGUUUCAAGAGCUGAAAGAGACAACAGAGGAGCAAAAGGGACUUGGGAUCAUGGACGGUCUGGUACCGGCUACGGAGGUCAACGGUGCGAGUAGUGAGGACAUGAUAUUGGAUCCAAUGGUGACCGAAUCUAACCAGCUUUCUGAAGCACUCGAGAGCAAGGUCUCGGAUACAGAUGAAGUAAGACAGGAAGUUGACUUACAAGUUCAGAUAGAGGAGAGUGGAAAUGAGGGUAAGGGUUCAGUGCUGAUGAUUAAGGAGAGUGCAACAACUAAGAAUCAUGUCGAACAGGUUGACACGGAGAAGCCAGUAGUGGCUGCGACGAGGAAGAAAAUCGGUAAAGGGACUGUUAUGCUUAAAGGGAUGGACUGA